AAAGGCGGAAGUGGUCUCUUAGGGCCGCCGGGGCGCGAAGCGGGGCCUGGACUGGGCCGGGCCCCUCCGGUCUCCGUUACGGGCCCUGGAGGCCGGGCACCCCCGGAGCCCCCUGCAGCUGGGGGCUGAGCACCCCCGGAGUCCGUCCCCCUCCCCCGGAGUCCGUCCUCCCCCGUCUCCAGCGCUGUUUUAAGGCCCACGGAGCAGCGCCGGGGGAGCCCGGGUGGGCCGCGGCCUUAAUCCCGGGUUGCCCGUUCCCUCCCCGGGCCUUUGGCUUCCCGGCGCGCCGGGCGGUGUCACGUUAGGGUAGUUGGUGAAUGCAGGCGAGGUCUCUGGCAGCUCCUCCAUCUUCCGUGAAUCCUCAGGGAUGCUUUUUGCAGUCCAGACCCCUCUCCUUCCUCCAAACGGACCCCAGAACCCCCCCAGCAGCCCCGGGAAGCUGGAAUGUGUGGUGCCGGUUGUGUACGCCCGUGUCUUUGCCCUCUUGCCUGAAACCGUCGAGGGAGAGGAGCGCCAACACCAUGCCCAAAAAAUACGCCCUCAAACCGAGCUCCCCCAGCUGCGAAUUGGCCAACGUGGCCAAUCUAAACCAGUUUCCAGACCACUGGAAGGUUUGCACCAUGGGGAACUCCGACACAGACCAGAAGGCAUCCUACGAUGCCUCUGGGGAGCACGGGGACAUCGUCAGUACAAUUUCCAGCAGCAUGAACCCUCUGCAGCCGCCGGACGCCUCCUCAGAGGAACCUUUUACCACCUACUUCGACAGCAAGAUCCCAAUUCCCGAAGAUGAAACGCACUCGUGCUUUAGUUUCCGCAAACUCUGGGCUUUCACGGGGCCGGGCUUUCUGAUGAGCAUUGCCUACCUGGAUCCGGGCAACAUCGAGUCGGAUUUACAGUCUGGGGCUGUCGCAGGAUUUAAGCUGCUGUGGGUCCUGAUGCUGGCGACGAUCAUCGGGCUGCUCCUGCAGCGGCUGGCCGCCAGGCUGGGGGUGGUGACGGGGCUGCACCUCGCCGAAGUGUGUAACCGGCAGUACCAGAAGGUUCCUCGGAUUAUCCUAUGGCUGAUGGUUGAACUCGCUAUUAUUGGCUCCGAUAUGCAAGAAGUCAUCGGCUCAGCGAUUGCUAUUAACCUCCUGUCUGUGGGGAAGAUCCCGCUGUGGGGUGGCGUGCUCAUCACCAUUGCUGACACAUUCGUGUUUCUCUUCCUGGAUAAAUAUGGCUUGCGAAAACUGGAAGCGUUCUUUGGUUUUCUCAUUACCAUCAUGGCUCUAACGUUUGGAUACGAGUAUAUCACAGUAAAACCCGACCAGGAGAAGCUGCUAAAAGGGCUGUUCAUCCCGUACUGCCAGAACUGCGGCACGCCCCAGCUGGAGCAAGCCGUGGGCAUCGUGGGCGCCGUUAUCAUGCCGCACAACAUGUACCUGCACUCCGCCUUGGUCAAGUCCCGGCAAGUGAACCGUGCAAACAAGAGGGAAGUACGAGAAGCUAAUAAGUAUUUCUUCAUCGAGUCCUGUAUCGCUCUCUUUGUCUCCUUCAUCAUUAACAUCUUUGUCGUGACCGUCUUCGCUGAGGCUUUCUUUGAAAAGACAAACGCGGAUGUGAGCAACGUCUGCACGAACGCCAGCAGCCCGCACUCCUCGCUCUUCCCAAACAACAACCAGACGCUGGAAGUGGACAUCUACAAAGGGGGUGUCGUUCUGGGCUGUUACUUCGGCCCUGCUGCUCUCUAUAUCUGGGCGAUCGGGAUCCUCGCUGCCGGCCAGAGCUCAACGAUGACGGGGACAUACUCCGGGCAGUUCGUCAUGGAGGGUUUCCUGAACCUGCGGUGGUCCCGUUUCGCCCGGGUGCUGCUGACCCGCUCGAUUGCCAUCACCCCCACCCUCUUCGUCGCCAUCUUUCAGGACGUCGAACAUCUGACUGGCAUGAACGACUUCUUAAAUGUUCUGAUGAGCCUCCAGCUUCCGUUCGCUUUGAUCCCCGUCCUGACCUUCACCAGCCUGCCCAGUGUCAUGAACGAUUUUGCCAACGGAUUGUUCUGGAAGAUCGCCGGUGGCGUGCUGAUCCUCCUGAUCUGCAGCAUUAACAUGUACUUCGUGGUGGCCUACGUCAUGUCCCUGAACCACAUGGCUUUGUACGUCGGGGCUGCGAUUCUCAGCGUGAUCUACCUGUCCUUUGUGGCGUAUUUGAGCUGGCUGUGUCUGAUCGCUCUGGGAGUCUCCUUCCUGGCCUGUGGGAAAACGCGUCACCUGGGAUUCGCCGCUCACCCCGAACUCUUCCUCCUCAACAACGUCGACGCGGACACGCUCGUCACCAGAUGAUUCCAACCGCCGCGGUCGUAAGGAUAGAACCGGUUUUAACGGAAAACCCUUCUUGUGCCGCAGAAAACUCUUCUCCAUCGCUCGAGUUUAGCACAAAACCAGGCACGCGGUUGGGAAUUGUGAACGGAGACCGGGAUUUAUUCCGGGGAGGAUGACGGGAUCAGACCGUCCCGUCAGCGGCGAGAAGAACUGCGGAGCCGGCGCCUCGGCAUCGGCCACGGGGGAAGAUCCCGGGUCCAAACCACGACAUCGUCGAUCUCGGGGGCUUGCUUUUAGGUACCUCAAAAGUUUUUCCCUCGCCUUCCCCCCCCUCCGCCCCAAAUAGUUGAUCUGAUCAGGGCUGCGAUUCGUUGGUUUUUUUUUGGUUUUUCCUGAUUUCAAUUCAAAUUUUUCCUGCCUGGUUGGUGGAACUGGUGUGACGUUAAUCCAUUUAUUAUUAUUUCCUUCCCUAAUUUGGGGGUAAAAAAAAAAAAAAAAAAAAAAUCCAGGCUUGGGAAACUGUUUUGUUAGUAGUGAUUUUAUAGAGGGGGUGAGCUCAAAUUAGGAGGAACGAGAGAAACCGCGGUGAGAAGCCACCGAGAAACCCAGGUUUCGCGGCCAGCGGGACGAUCCCCCGGCCCCUCCAGGUAAUUACGGCCGGUUUUGCCGUAAAACGCGGCCGAUCUGACCUCCUCCGCGCGAAGAUCUCCCGCUCCAAGACGACGGCUGCUUCUCCUUCCCACGGGCGUUUUUUUUCCCCGAUUCGGGGCCGGUAUCUACCUCUGCGCAGGCAGCAGGGAAGCUGCUAAUUUCAGAAUUUCAAUUAAAAAAGCGAAUUUCCCUGCCAGGCUCCGUUCCGUAAAGACCUCUCGGCCAGUAAAAGCCGGGCAGGGUUUGCACGCGGCGGGAUGGACCCAUUUUCUGGACGUUUUAAGCAAUUUCGGGUGCUGCCAGGAACUUCCCGGAGCCCAAAAGCGACCCUGAGACGAACUUCAAGGUCACGCGUGUUUUAUAUCCCCCGGCUCCUCUCUGGUUUAUUUUGGUUGAUUUGUUUCUACGUACUCGACACCGACUUUAUCCAACGCGCCGACCACGCCGCGGCUCGUGAAGGAUGCGACGGAGGGCCAGAAUUUUCCGGUAAAAAAAAAAAAAAUUCGAUUUAACCUUUUCUGUUCAGCUUUCAGCCCGUUUUAGAAAUAAAACUGAUGUUCCCCGUC
Grus americana (Whooping crane) is the source of this 3514-nucleotide messenger RNA. RefSeq names its product solute carrier family 11 member 2 (gene SLC11A2). The record is from RefSeq and is a predicted model, not a curated record. The coding region runs from base 318 to 2318 and encodes 666 amino acids. Gene Ontology annotation, biological process: metal ion transport. Lineage: Eukaryota; Metazoa; Chordata; Aves; Gruiformes; Gruidae. The transcript is spliced from 19 exons. Gene Ontology annotation, molecular function: manganese ion transmembrane transporter activity; cadmium ion transmembrane transporter activity; iron ion transmembrane transporter activity. Gene Ontology annotation, cellular component: plasma membrane.